Molecule: messenger RNA, 765 nt
Organism: Acanthoscelides obtectus
Lineage: Eukaryota; Metazoa; Arthropoda; Insecta; Coleoptera; Chrysomelidae
Source: the annotation of a GenBank genome assembly
AUGGACCUUAAAGUUAAGGAUUUUCUGGAAACUUUAACGAAAGAGAGAAUCACAGAUGACAGCAUCAUAGUGUUCUUCAGCGAUCAUGGUAUCAGAUAUGGUGAUAUACUUCUGUACAACACAGGAUGGCACGAAGAGAGGUUACCUUUCAUAUAUUUUUCGUUCCCUACUUGGUUCAAAAGGAAGUACCCUAGAUUACUCAAUAAUUUCAAGGCAAACAUGCACAGGCUGACGUCUCCAUAUGAUUUCUACAUGACGCUACAGCACGUUCUGUUACUAGAAGGAAAGAUCUCCGAAUUCAAACCAAGCAUCGCAUGUCCAACAUGCAAAUCAUUUUUCGAUGAGAUUCCUCAUAAUCGAAGCUGUAAGGAUGCUGGGAUUCCAACCCAUUACUGUACCUGUCAAGGGUAUUUAGAGGUACGCCUUUCCCAGGACGUAGCCCAACAUGCCGCACAGCUUCUUAUCGAUGAGGUACACAGUCGCAUCAAGGACAUACCAUCUUGCUUACGUUAUAAGCUACUUAGAGUCAGAAGGACAGCUGUUUCUCAAAAUAGUCUUCUUGAAAAUGAAACUUAUCUCCUAAUGUCGAUAGAAACGAUACCGACAGCUAUCUUUGAAGCAACCUUUAUUGUAUCUGGUGAUAUUUCUCGUAAGGAUAUUUCGCUGGCUGAAAAUAGAUGGAUCAGCAGGUUAGAUCCUACGGGAGGGAACGAUUGGUGUACGAAGAAUUUUAAAAUCUACUGCUUUUGCCCCAAAAAGCAUUAG